This is a messenger RNA of Hibiscus syriacus, 700 nucleotides long. RefSeq names its product protein HEADING DATE REPRESSOR 1-like. The record is from RefSeq and is a predicted model, not a curated record. NCBI's taxonomy places the organism in Eukaryota, Viridiplantae, Streptophyta, Magnoliopsida, Malvales, Malvaceae. Gene Ontology annotation, biological process: regulation of flower development. The transcript has 4 exons. Bases 85 to 663 code for a protein of 192 amino acids.
UCUUCGUAUUCUUACCUAUUUAAUUUUAAAAAAAAACCCUUGUAAAUUCAACAAAACCCAAAUCUGCUGAGUUUGAAUUCGUUAAUGGAGAAGGAGGUUGGUUCAGCAGCUUUGGAAGGGUUUUCACCAGUCUCUACAACUAGGAUUUCACGGAAUUCCAGGAAGAGAUCUGCUAGCGGGAGGAAUUUAGACAAGGUAACACAAGAGACUGCUAAUGUGACACCCACCAAACAGGAAGAACACACUCUUGAUCAAGACAAUGCACCGGAUCCCGCAACAGCUUCCGAACUUUCUGAGCGCCGGAAGGCUCUGUUCGAACCCCUGGAACCUAUAAAAAACGUCAAUGGCUGGCGACCAUCGGCUGAAUCUUUGCUUCCCCCACCUGACUUUGAUGCUGCAAGCUAUCCAAAGGGCUGGCUGAUCGGAAAGAAGAGGAAGCUGGUAAAUGUUGAUGUUGUCGAGAGCAUGCGAAGGAUUGCAGUCCAGGAAAUGAACAGAAAGGACAGGGAAAUUGAUGGGUUGAACGAGCAGUUGGAAGAAGAUGCUCGGUGCUUAGAACACAUGCAACUUCAGCUUCUACAAGAGAAAAGUAAAAGGUCGGAGGUGGAGAGAGAAAACGCAAUGCUUCAAGAACAGAUAUCGAUGCUGAUGAACAUGUUGUAGGAAGGAGAGGAGGGUCCGGAUGAUGAUGAACCUUGAA